AUGGAGUCAAGUCCACCACUACAUGAUAGUACUCCAAUAUUGGAAAGCCCUCCACUACAUGAUAGUACUCCAAUAUUGGAAAGCCCUCCACUACAUGAUAGUACUCCAAUAUUGGAAAACCCUCCACUACAUGAUAGUACUCCAAUAUUGGAAAGCCCUCCACUACAUGAUAGUACUCCAAUAUUGGAAAGCCCUCCACUAUGUGAUAGUACUCCAAUAUUGGAAAGCCCUCCACUACAUGAUAGUACUCCAAUAUUGGAAAGCCCUUCACAUAAUAGUACUCCAAUAUUGGAAAGCCCUUCACAUAAUAGUACUCCAAUAUUGGAAAGCCCUCCACUACAUGAUAGUACUCCAAUAUUGGAAAGCCCUCCACUAUGUGAUAGUACUCCAAUAUUGGAAAGCCCUUCACAUAAUAGUACUCCAAUAUUGGAAAACCCUCCACUACAUGAUAGUACUCCAAUAUUGGAAAGCCCUUCACAUAAUAGUACUCCAAUAUUGGAAAACCCUCCACUACAUGAUAGUACUCCAAUAUUGGAAAGCCCUCCACUAUGUGAUAGUACUCCAAUAUUGGAAAGCCCUUCACAUAAUAGUACUCCAAUAUUGGAAAACCCUCCACUACAUGAUAGUACUCCAAUAUUGGAAAGCCCUUCACAUAAUAGUACUCCAAUAUCGGAAAACCCUCCACUACAUGAUAGUACUCCAAUAUUGGAAAGCCCUCCACUAUGUGAUAGUACUCCAAUAUUGGAAAGCCCUCCACUAUGUGAUAGUACUCCAAUAUUAGAAAUCCCUCCACUACAUGAUAGUACUCCAAUAUUGGAAAUCCCUCCACAUAAUAGUACUCCAAUAUUGGAAAGCCCUCCACUACAUGAUAGUACUCCAAUAUUGGAAAGCUCUUUACAUAAUAGUACUCCAAUAUUGGAAAGCCCUCCACUAUGUGAUAGUACUCCAAUAUUGGAAAGCCCUUCACAUAAUAGUACUCCAAUAUUGGAAAACCCUCCACUACAUGAUAGUACUCCAAUAUUGGAAAGCCCUUCACAUAAUAGUACUCCAAUAUUUGAAAACCCUCCACUACAUGAUAGUACUCCAAUAUUGGAAAGCCCUCCACUACAUGAUAGUACUCCAAUAUUGGAAAGCCCUUCACAUAAUAGUACUCCAAUAUUGGAAAGCCCUCCACUACAUGAUAGUACUCCAAUAUUGGAAAACCCUCCACUACAUGAUAGUACUCCAAUAUUGGAAAGCCCUCCACUACAUGAUAGUACUCCAAUAUUGGAAAGCCCUCCACUAUGUGAUAGUACUCCAAUAUUGGAAAGCCCUCCACUACAUGAUAGUACUCCAAUAUUGGAAAGCCCUUCACAUAAUAGUACUCCAAUAUUGGAAAGCCCUUCACAUAAUAGUACUCCAAUAUUGGAAAGCCCUCCACUACAUGAUAGUACUCCAAUAUUGGAAAGCCCUCCACUAUGUGAUAGUACUCCAAUAUUGGAAAGCCCUUCACAUAAUAGUACUCCAAUAUUGGAAAACCCUCCACUACAUGAUAGUACUCCAAUAUUGGAAAGCCCUUCACAUAAUAGUACUCCAAUAUUGGAAAACCCUCCACUACAUGAUAGUACUCCAAUAUUGGAAAGCCCUUCACAUAAUAGUACUCCAAUAUUGGAAAGCCCUUCACAUAAUAGUACUCCAAUAUUGGAAAACCCUCCACUACAUGAUAGUACUCCAAUAUUGGAAAGCCCUCCACUAUGUGAUAGUACUCCAAUAUUGGAAAGCCCUUCACAUAAUAGUACUCCAAUAUUGGAAAACCCUCCACUACAUGAUAGUACUCCAAUAUUGGAAAGCCCUUCACAUAAUAGUACUCCAAUAUUGGAAAGCCCUCCACUACAUGAUAGUACUCCAAUAUUGGAAAGCCCUUCACAUAAUAGUACUCCAAUAUUGGAAAGCCCUUCACAUAAUAGUACUCCAAUAUUGGAAAACCCUCCACUACAUGAUAGUACUCCAAUAUUGGAAAGCCCUCCACUAUGUGAUAGUACUCCAAUAUUGGAAAGCCCUUCACAUAAUAGUACUCCAAUAUUGGAAAACCCUCCACUACAUGAUAGUACUCCAAUAUUGGAAAGCCCUUCACAUAAUAGUACUCCAAUAUCGGAAAACCCUCCACUACAUGAUAGUACUCCAAUAUUGGAAAGCCCUCCACUAUGUGAUAGUACUCCAAUAUUAGAAAUCCCUCCACUACAUGAUAGUACUCCUGUUAUGGUACUUUUUCAGUAA
Messenger RNA from Pelobates fuscus (common spadefoot toad), 2256 nucleotides. RefSeq lists its product as uncharacterized. The record is from RefSeq and is a predicted model, not a curated record. Gene Ontology annotation, molecular function: receptor ligand activity. Gene Ontology annotation, biological process: signal transduction. Bases 1 to 2256 code for a protein of 751 amino acids. Lineage: Eukaryota; Metazoa; Chordata; Amphibia; Anura; Pelobatidae. The transcript is spliced from 2 exons.